Molecule: messenger RNA, 3371 nt
Organism: Tympanuchus pallidicinctus (lesser prairie-chicken)
Lineage: Eukaryota; Metazoa; Chordata; Aves; Galliformes; Phasianidae
Gene: P4HA3
Product: prolyl 4-hydroxylase subunit alpha 3
Exons: 13
Coding region: 1351-3168 (605 amino acids)
Biological process (GO): peptidyl-proline hydroxylation to 4-hydroxy-L-proline
Cellular component (GO): endoplasmic reticulum
Molecular function (GO): L-ascorbic acid binding; iron ion binding; protein binding
Source: RefSeq, a predicted model, not a curated record
GGAGUUGAAGUGGAACGUGGAGUCAUGGGGAGUGAAGGGGACGUGGAGCAACGAGGAUGUGGGAUAUGGAGUGGUGGGGACAUGGGGUAAUGGGAUACAGGACACGAAGGGGACGUGGUGCUCAGAGCUGAAGCAGGGGGGCUCUCUGCAGUGCCCACCCUGUGUCCUGUGCCUGUCCUUGCACCCACAGUGCUCGUACACCUUGGGCAUCUGUUCACCCCUGUUGCCACCGUGCUCCUGUUUCUCUUUGCCAUUCCUUGAGGAAUUCUGUUGGUUCUGGCCCGCUGGAGGCUGUUUUGGGCAAGUGGUCCCAGUGCUGAUGUGGGGAUGUAGUGGGGUGUCUCCAAACUUACCUCCCUGCCCCUGCUGGGAUUGGGGUGAGGAUGGCCUAGGGAUGUUACAGGACAGAAUGGGAACAGCCAGGAGGGGUACAGGGACAAUAAGGACCAAGAGGAUGGGGACAUCAAAAGGGGUUGGGACAGAAUGGGGACAGGGAGAGUGAGGAUGUGGAUGAUGGGGACAGGAUGGGAUGGGGAUGCAGAGAAUUGGGACAGACAGGAGAGAGACAACCAGGAUGGGGAUAAGGAUGAUAAGGAGCAACAGGAUGGGAACAGGAAGGAUGGGGACAGGAUGGGAUGGGGACAGGGUAGGAUUAUUAGAGGAAAGAAUGGGGAUAGAUAGGAGGGAGACAGGGUGGGACAGGAUGAGAUGGGAACAGAACAGGCUGGGGAGAAGACUGGAUGGGAACAGGACAGAUGUUGUGGAUGAUGGAUGGAAAUGCACAGGACUGGAACAACCAGGAUGGGGACAAGAAGGGAUAGGGACAGAAUGGCAUGAUUAUAGGACAGAAUGAGAAUGGGCAGGAUGGGAAAAGGAUGGAAAGGGGGCAGGUUGGGAUGAGGACAGGAUGGAGUGGGGACUUCCAGGAGCGGGGACAGGAGGAUGGAGACAGCCAGGAUGGGUGUAGGGAUGACAGGGAGCUGCAGAAUGGAGACAGGAUGGGAUGGGGACUGUCAGAAGGGGCAGGGACAGAUUUGGGACAGGGAGCAGAAUGGGAUGCUUAGAGGACAGAAUGGGAACAGCCAGGAGGAGGACAGCCAGGAUGGGAGCGGGAUGGGAUGGCGACCAUCAGGAGGGGUUGGAGACAGGAUGGGAGUAAAAUGAGAUGGGAAUGAGGAAGGAUUAUUACAGGACAGAACAAGGGCUUGCAGGAGGGGAACGGGAGGAUGGAGACAGGCAGGACAGGGACAGGACUGGAAAUGUUGCAGGACAGUGUGAGGAUGGCUGGGAUGGGGACAGGGAGGAUGAGGAUGGGAUGGGAUUGAUGGGAACAAGGAGGAUGGGGACAGGAUGGGAGGGGGACAGAGAGGGAUGGGACGAAGAGGAGGUGACAGCACAGCUCACUGCAGCACGGGGACAGCCAGGAGGGGCCGCCAAAUCCCCACCACCACCACCACCACCACCCUGCAACCCCCCUCAUCCCCAUCCCAUCCUUCCGCUCCCUUCCUUUCUUUCUCCCUCCCUCCAUCCCUCCCUACCAUUGCGGCCUCCGGGAGGGGGAUGCGAGCCGUGGGGGUGCUGGGGCUGGGGGCCCUGCUGGCCUGGCUGCCCCCUGCCCACACCGACACUUUCUCAGCUCUGCGCAGCGUCCGUCAGGCGCGGGGCAAUGAGGGGCGGCUGCUGCGGAGGCUCCGUGCGUAUCUCCGCGAGGAGAGCGCCCGGCUCCGCCGCCUGAGCAGGUUCUAUGAGAAGGUGCGGGCACUGCACCAGGACCCCGGCGCCUCGGUGGACAACCCUUUGUCGGCCUUCAGCCUCAUCAAGCGCCUGAGCUCCGACUGGCCCAGCGUCGUCUACAGCAGCGAGGCCACUGAAAACAGCCGUGCUCUCCACGUCGGAUUCCAGGAGUUGCAGAGGGAGCUGCCCGGAGCUGAGGACCUGGACGGGGCGGCGCGGGCGCUGAUGCGGCUGCAGGACGUCUACGCGCUCAGCGUCAAGGGCAUGGCCAACGGCCUCUUCCAGCCCACCAGCACUGACCGCCCUCCCCUCUACAGCCCUGGUCGGCGCGUCUCACUCUCGGCCGAUGACUGCUUCCACGUGGGCAAGGUGGCCUAUGACACAGGUGACUUCUACCACUCCAUCAUGUGGCUGGAAGAGGCCGUCAGCCGCUUUCGCCUCUCCUACGGCAGCUGGAACCCAGAGGAGGAGCGGGGCAGCCUGGAGGAUGCGCUGGACUACCUGGCUUUCUCCUACUUCAUGGCUGGAAACAUCUCCCAUGCGUUGACUCUCUCCAGGGAGUUUCUCCACUAUGAUCCCAGCAACCAGAGGGUAACAACGAACGUGGCCAAGUAUGAGAAGCUGCUGGCAACACAUGGGGACCGUGUGGGGAGACCCCUGCAGCGCCCCAACGUCACCCAGCUGCAGAACCGGGACGCCUACGAGGAGCUGUGCCAGGGCCUGGGGGCACAGAUGGCCCCGGAGCAGCCCUCACACCUUGGCUGCUCCUACGAGACCAACGGCAGCCCCUACCUCCUGCUGCAGCCUGCCAAGAAGGAAACGCUGCGGCUCCAGCCCUACAUUGUGCUGUACCACGACUUCGUCAGCGAUGCCGAGGCUGAGACCAUUAAGGGACUGGCAGGGCCUUGGCUGCAGAGAUCCGUGGUCGCCUCUGGAGAGAAGCAGCAGAAAGUGGAGUAUCGGAUAAGCAAGAGUGCCUGGCUGAAGGACACAGCUGACCCAGUGGUGCGGGCACUGGAGCUGCGCAUGGCGGCCAUCACGGGCCUGGACCUGCGGCCACCCUACGCUGAGUACCUGCAGGUGGUCAACUAUGGUCUGGGCGGCCACUACGAGCCCCACUUCGACCACGCCACGUCCAGGAAGAGCCCCCUUUACAGAAUGAAGUCAGGCAACAGGAUCGCCACGGUCAUGAUCUACCUGAGUGCAGUAGAGGCAGGUGGCUCCACUGCCUUCAUCUAUGCCAACUUCAGCGUGCCAGUGGUUAAGAACGCAGCCCUGUUCUGGUGGAACCUGCGAAGGAAUGGUGACGGUGACGGGGACACCCUACACGCUGGAUGCCCCGUGCUGGCUGGGGACAAAUGGGUGGCAAACAAGUGGAUCCAUGAGUAUGGGCAGGAGUUUCGGCGGCCGUGCAGCCGGGAUCCCCGGGACUGAGCCACCAGCUGGGCUCAAGGAUGCAGCUCCUGACCUGGCUGCUGUCGUUGUCACCACGGCAGUGAAAAGCCUCCCCAGCACAGCGCAGCUCCACUGGGGUUCAUCCAUGAGGAGAAGAGGGUGCUGCAGGGGGAGGAGGUGCUUUGUUGAGCUGUGGCUUCCCUCUGGGAAAUCUGUUGAAAAUAAAAUCGAAGGAGACUCAA